GGUUAAUGAAGAAAGAAGCGCGGGAAAUUUGUACAGGCGUCAGUGAUCAACCAACGUAUGUUCCAGGUAUUGAAGGCAUCUUGGCUGUUGGGCCUUUGGAAAAUCAGAAUUUAAGAGGGAAGCUAAGGAAGCUUGAUUUUUAUCCGCCUUUUCUGAGAGGAUUCCUGGGAAAGAAAUAAAAACAAAACGGCUGCGGGAUCCCACAGACCGAUAUAUAUAACUAUUUUCUAAUUAGUUUGGAUUAAAUGGAUGAAGCAACAGGUGAUUUAAAACUGCCUCUUCAAAAUGAUUAUGAAUCCCUGCAAAUACAUGUGGAAGUUCAUCAGAAAUCAAACAGUACUGCAAAAAAAGAAGAUAUCAAACUAAGUGUCUUAAAGCUACUAAAUAGGCAUGAUGUUAUUUUUGGUGAUUACAAAUGGAUUGAGUUUGAUGAUUGCUUCCUAACAAAUAAUGUACAGUCAAUUGCAGUUGUCGAUACUGAGCUAAUACUGAAAGAAAGACAGCCUAUCAGCUUGAAUAAAUGCAAACUCUUAAUCCAUAUUUUUCAUCUCAAUGAGGAAGGGUCUACUACAGAAAACCUGGAUGCUGAAGAUGAGCAUAUUGUUGCAGCUAAUCAUUGGUUAUUACCUACAGUUGAGUUUCAUCGUCUAUGGGAAAGCCUAAUUUAUGAUGUUGAAAUAAAAUCAGAUUUAUUAAAUUAUGUUACCACAACAUUACUAUUCUCUGACCGAAGUGUUGAUAACAACUUGAUAUCAUGGAACAGAGUUAUUCUACUACAUGGUCCUCCUGGUACUGGUAAAACUUCCCUUUGCAGAGCAAUGGCACAGAAAUUGACUAUUAGACUUUCACAUAGGUACAGCUAUGGACAGUUGGUAGAGAUAAAUAGUCACAGCCUUUUCUCUAAGUGGUUCUCGGAGAGUGGAAAACUUGUUACAAAAAUGUUUCAGAAGAUUCAAGAAUUAAUUGAUGACAAAGAUGCCCUUGUAUUUGUACUUAUUGAUGAGGUGGAAAGUCUCACAGCUGCUCGUAGUGCUUUUCAAGCAGGUACUGAGCCUUCUGAUGCCAUCCGUGUUGUAAAUGCUGUACUUACACAAAUUGAUCAGAUCAAAAGGUAUCCUAAUGUGGUUAUACUGACGACUUCAAAUAUCACAGAGAAAAUUGAUAUUGCUUUUGUAGAUAGAGCUGAUAUUAAACAAUAUAUUGGGCCACCUUCACCUGCAGCUAUAUUCAAAAUCUAUCAUUCUUGCAUAGAAGAACUAAUGAAGUGCCAAAUAAUAUAUCCCCGUCAGCAACUGUUAACACUCCAUGAGCUAGAAGUGAUUGGUUACUUAGAAAACGACGUGUCAAAAUUAAGUCUCCUGUUAAAAAAUAUUUCAAGGAAAAGUGAAGGACUUAGCGGCCGCAUCCUAAGAAAACUUCCUUUUCUAGCCCAUGCCCUGUAUAUUCAAUCCCCUAAUGUUAUAAUGGCAACUUUCCUCCAAGCUUUAUCACUUGCAGUGGACAAGCAAUUUGAAGAACGAGCAAAGCUUUCAGACUGUGUUUGAUGUUCUCAUUCCUACUCUGUUUUGUGGUAGUUUUAUUUACAUACAUUCUUACUUUGUUUUUCUAUCUACCUACUGAGAUUGCCAAUUAAAAACCAUGUGUUUUUAACCUGAAGAUCAGUUCAGACUUUCUUUUUUUAACUAUUGCAUGUACAAUAAAUUACCUCCAUAUAUUCAAAGGUUUGAUUUUGUUUGGGUUGUCAAGAUGCCAUGUAUUGUUAGGGGAAGUAACUUAAAAGCAAUUCCAAGUUAUUAUUCCCAAUGAUUUUGACGCAUUCUUGGAGUUGG
Thamnophis elegans (Western terrestrial garter snake) is the source of this 1829-nucleotide messenger RNA. It is a transcript of the gene TRIP13, whose product is annotated as thyroid hormone receptor interactor 13. The record is from RefSeq and is a predicted model, not a curated record. Gene Ontology annotation, cellular component: chromosome; nucleus. NCBI's taxonomy places the organism in Eukaryota, Metazoa, Chordata, Lepidosauria, Squamata, Natricidae. The transcript is spliced from 15 exons. The coding region runs from base 246 to 1544 and encodes 432 amino acids. Gene Ontology annotation, molecular function: ATP hydrolysis activity; ATP binding. Gene Ontology annotation, biological process: reciprocal meiotic recombination; meiotic recombination checkpoint signaling.